Molecule: messenger RNA, 2885 nt
Organism: Amphibalanus amphitrite
Lineage: Eukaryota; Metazoa; Arthropoda; Thecostraca; Balanomorpha; Balanidae
Exons: 4
Source: RefSeq, a predicted model, not a curated record
AGAAAACGAUGUGCCGCCAGACGGCGCGGGUUAUGGUCCGCGGCCGAUAUAGAUGUCGCGGCAAACGCGUGCCUUUGCCCCAUCUGUAUUUCGUGGUUAUUUUUUGCCUUGUUUAAUGUUCUAAAAUCAAUUGGUGUUUUUUUAUUGAUUUAUUGCUUUUAAGGGUAGUGUUUUCUGAGGUGGAAUUUGUGAUUUGCUUGUUUUGUGAUUGACCGUUUUUCCAUCUCUUGCUUCUCUUUUUUUGCUGUCGUGUCAUUGUUGUUGCGUGUGAUGGGCGGUUAGCUGCGCGCCCGAUGUUCGCUUUUUGCUCAGUGGCGAAUAGAGUUGAUGUUGAGUUCAGAAGUUUGGUUUCCUGAACAUUUGGUGCCGAAACCCGGGACGUAGAACCAGUGAUCUUUGAUCGAGUACUUCUGGAUGUUUGGUGCCCAGAAGCAAGAUAGUACUGCGCUGGUUUCGUCUAUUUAUACCACGCCGGUCGGUUUGGUGACGACAUGGACGUGGAGAGAUUGAAGAGAGCGCGCGCCGCGGCUAGGGGCUGGGCCACGCGAUCGUGCAGGGCCCUCCAGCUGGCGUGUAGCGCUCCAGAGCCGGAUUGCUAUGAAAUCCAAGAGCUGAAAGCCGAGGUCGAGCAGAGGUUGAGUGCGCUAGAUUCGUCUCAAGCUGCGCUGGAAAUUGAGUUUGAUGAGUCGGAGCUGCCAGAAGUUGUGGAAGAGGCUGCUGACUUUCGCAGCGGUAUCAGCAAGGUGCUACGCACUGCUGGUAAGCUUCUCCUUCGUGAUAUUGAUCCGAACCUGCCUGCUCACUCUGGUGGGGCCUCCAAUGCUGGAACCUCUGGUCUGCCGAGACUCCCGAAGUUAGACCUACCCAGUUUUGAUGGGGACGUCCUGAAGUGGUUGAACUUCUGGGAGUGUUUUCAAGCAGCAGUUGGUGAUAAGGAGGAGUUAGCGGACAUUACUAAACUGGCCUAUCUUCGGUCCCUUCUGCGGGGUGAGGCUGCUCAGUGCAUUGCUGGGCUCCCGCUGACUGGUGCCAACUUUGCUACUGCCAGCAAGCUGCUGCAGGACAGGUAUGGCAGGACGGAUUUGAUCAUCUUUAAACAUGUGCAAGGUCUGCUGAACAUGGACAGAGCAACUGAGGAUGUGAGCAGUCUCCAAAAGUUGCAAGAUGAGCUUCAAGUGCAUGUGCGGAGCCUUGAGUCACUUGGAGUGAAAGGAGACAACUAUGGGGUUAUCUUAACUCCACUGUUGCUGAGCCGGCUUCCCAAGGACAUUUGCCUGGCUUGGGCGCGUGACAGUGUUGGCAAGGAAGGUGAUCUGGUGUUCCUGCUGGAGGUGCUUAAGGCUGAGGUGAACUCCAGGGUGAAGUCUGGGGUUUACAGCGGCCUGUCUGCAGCUGGUGAGAAACCGACUACAGCUUCAGGAGUGAAGACCCGGCCAGUGGACCGGGACAGCGGUCGGAGGAAGAGGCUUCAGCAGCCUCGGUCUGGGGCAGCUCUGCAGGCUGCUUCCCCUGGUGCUGGUGCUGGGUGUGAGUUCUGCUCAGGGCCACACAGAGCUACUGAGUGUCCUGACUUCCUCAGCUUAAGUGUAAGCGAGCGACAAGACAAGGUGAGAGGAGCUAACUUGUGUUUUGUCUGCCUAAAGGGGGGACAUCGAGCCAGACACUGUCUAGAGAAGUGUGCUCACUGCAAGGGUAGACACAAUGUGCUCUGUUGCUACAAACAUGUCUUUGACUUUACUCACAAGGGUGUGAAAGCUUCUGAUGCUGUUUCAAGUGAUAGUGCUCAUGUGGGUUCAGGCAGUAGGCCUGCUGCCAUUGCUUCAUUGUCAUGUGUGCCACAGGAGGUGGUUCGCUCCUUGGGUGGUUUGGAGCUGGCGGACGGGAGAUUCAGUUCUGAUCGACACCUGUCUGUGGACCUGCUGGUUGGGCUGGACCAGUACUGGCAGCUGCUGAAGGACGGCCUGCUCCGUACUUCUGCAGGAUUGAGACGAAAGCUGGCUAAGGACCCUGUACUUGCAGAGCGCUAUGAUGCUGCUUUACAGGAGAUGGAGGAUGCCGGGGUUAUUGAGGAGGUUCCUGGCUGUGAGCUGCAGACCUCGUACCCGGUGUUCUACCUGCCGCACCGGCCUGUCUUGAAGGAGGACAGCUCCACUACUAAGGUGCGGCCGGUAUUCGACGCGUCGGCAGUGGGCCCUGGCGGCGUCUCACUCAACGACUGCUUGGAGGUGGGUCCGUGCUUGGUUCCGAGCCUGCUGGAGAUACUUCUGCGCUUUAGGCGCUGGCCGUUCGCCAUUGCAGCGGAUAUCUCAAAGGCUUUUCUGCAGGUUCAGCUGCGUAAGGAGGACCGGGACGUGCACCGAUUCUUGUGGUGGCGUAACGGAAGGGUACGGGUGAUGAGGUUCAUGCGUGUCACUUUCGGUGUGAGGAGUUCGAGUUUCCUCCUGGCGGCCACUAUCCGCCACCACCUGACACAGUACCCGUCCUCGCCUCUGAUUUCGGAUCUGUCGGAGAAUUUCUAUGUUGACGAUUACCUGUCUGGUGCUGACACUGAGAGUGACGCCUGCUCUAAGCUGAAGGAGGCACAGACUGUAAUGGCAGGUCGACCGCCGUCUGCAGACGGUGACGACAGCGCUUCACCGGAGGCGAGUCUUCCGAGGGAAGAGAUGGCACUGCUGUCGAGAUCUGGCAACCCCACAGCUCUGUUUGAGGUGGAGCGGUGGGGAUCGCUUCGUAAGGCGACUCGCGUCGUGGCGUGGGUCAAGCGGUUUGUGUUCAACUGCCGCAACCCUGGUCUGAGGCGACAGUCUGAGCUGUCUGGUGAUGAGAUUGCGGAGGCCAGGACAGCUCUGGUGAGGGACGCGCAACAGGCUGCGUUCCCAGAGGAG